GCGAGAUACGCAGUCUUGUGUCGGCGCGGCUGCCUGCCGCCCGUGCGUGUCGUCUCCGCAACUUCUAACGUCAAAAACUUUACGUACUGUCUCACCACCCGCAUCCACGGGUCCGAACAGUAAAUACUCCUCGUGUGUUUAGUUUAGCGGCUUGUUUGCUGUUUGCUUAGUUAUAUUUAGUGAUUUGAUCCACCCUGACCAGUUUUGAGUUCGUGUCUUCAAUUUUGUGGAAAGCACCGGCACCGCCUGCAUGCGAGAUCCUGUUGCACCUUUAAUAACGGUGGUGGUACAACAUGGCGCAUCGCGCGAAGAAUCGCUGCCGGUCGUUAAAAUCUUUAACGACUUAAAAUCUAACUAACGCACAUUAGAAUAAGAAAACUAUUCAACUUCUUAGAAGUUAAACUGUGAUAGAAUAAGUUAUUAAUAAUCAAAAUGAAUUUGAAAAUAAUAUCACUCUUACUCACUUGGAACUUCGUUCUGAUAUCCGCGAAGAGGGAUUCGUUCGAAGAUGAAGACGCAGCGAGAGCUCGAGAGCUGAGGAACAGAGAGAACAAUCGCAAUAGAACCACGUUCAAUGGAACUCUGACUGAUCUCCCAUCGGAACGACGGAACUUGAGGCACCGGAACAGUUCCCGGUAUCGUGGUGAACGACGUCGGGCUUGGGAAAGAGAACAUGAAAUCAGAAGAGAUCGGAGGAAGGGAUUUGAGUCAGCUGAAGACCACAAAAACAGGACUAUCGAACCAUUCAGCUUGAGGCGAGAUGAAAAACCCCGCAAGACAGAAACAGAUAGACAUUGGAACAGGAGUAGUAUGGACAAGUUCGCUGAUAGGAAGAAGCCAGUUAAUCAAAACAGGAUGCAGGAGAGGCUUCACACUGCUCCACUAAAGGAGAAUAACACAAGAUCUAAGGUGAAAGUGUCGAAUAAGUGGCAGGAACGUUACAUCCCCUAUCCGCAGCCAAGAGAAAGGAAACCAAACAUAAUUUUGAUUCUUACCGAUGACCAGGACGUUGAAUUGGGCAGCUUGAACUUCAUGCCGCGGACGAUGAAGGCCAUCAGGAGUGCCGGGGCAGAGUUCAGACAUGCUUACACUACAACGCCGAUGUGUUGUCCUUCGAGGAGCUCGCUGCUGACGGGAGUGUACGUCCACAACCACAACGUGUACACCAACAAUGACAACUGCUCGUCGCCCAUGUGGCAGGCCACACACGAGACCAACACCUUCGCCACCUACCUCUCCAACGCUGGGUACCGCACUGGCUACUUCGGCAAGUACUUGAACAAGUACAACGGGUCGUACAUCCCGCCGGGCUGGCGCGAGUGGGGCGGGCUCAUCAUGAACUCCAAGUACUACAACUACAGCGUCAACAUGAACGGCAAGCGCAUCAAGCAUGGCGACGAUUAUCAUAAGGACUACUACCCAGACUUGAUAGCCAACGAUUCGAUCGCAUUCCUGCGCGCAUCCAAGCGUCGCUUCACUCGCAAGCCAGUUCUGCUGGUGAUGUCUUUCCCGGCGCCCCAUGGCCCUGAAGACUCGGCCCCCCAGUACUCGCAUCUAUUCUUCAAUGUUACUACGCAUCACACCCCAACAUACGAUAUGGCCCCAAACCCGGACAAGCAGUGGAUCCUGCGGGUGACGGAGAAGAUGAAGCCAAUACACCGCCAGUUCACCGACCUGCUCAUGACCAAACGACUGCAGACCCUCCAGAGCGUUGACAUGGCGGUAGAGCGAGUUUAUCAAGAACUGAAAGCACUGGGAGAAUUGGAUAACACGUAUUUAGUGUACACUUCGGACCAUGGGUAUCAUCUUGGGCAGUUUGGUCUUGUCAAAGGCAAAAGCUUUCCAUUCGAGUUCGACAUCAGAGUGCCAUUCCUUGUGCGAGGACCCGGAGUCGAACCUGGAACUGUUGUCGACGAUAUAGUUCUAAACAUUGACUUGGCGCCAACAUUCCUGGAUAUGGGCGGGGUGGAGCCUCCAGCACACAUGGACGGACGGUCGCUCCUGCCGCUGUUGCAACCACGACGACGAAGACAAGCAACUGCUCAUUGGCCAGAUACUUUCCUUGUGGAAAGUUCGGGUCGGCGAGAGACGCAAGCGCACCUAUCGCUGAAGUAUAGCCGCGGAAUGAACAGCGAUCGUGUGACCACCGCCCACCCGGAGGUUUCCUCCGAGAGUGGAGACUUCGAUGACUCGGACGACGACUUUUUAGAGCCUGAUGAUGACGACGAUGAUGACAGCACAGAAGCGGAUACAAUUGAACCCAAAUCUUCUGAGCCGCUGGUCACCAAUGAGAGCCACAAUCCCGUGUUAGAGGCAAGCCUGGAAAAGGUUCUGGACUCUGAAGAUGCCAGCAUCAACAGCCAGCCUAACUUCCUCAACCCUGGUGGCGCUAAGAUAGACCAAGUGCCAGAUGUAAGCCUAGUGAAUGGAAAAGCGGCUCGGUUGGCUGCAGAGUGCUCCAAGGCAGAGCUACGAGCACCAUGCUCCGCUGGUCGAAAAUGGAAGUGCGUCCUUGUCAAUGGAAGGUGGCGUCGGCAUAAGUGCAAAUAUGAGCCGGAUAUCAACGUUCCACAACCAAAAAUGAGCACAAAGAAAUGCGCUUGCUUUACACCCAGUGGACUUGUCUAUACUAGACUGGAAACCGACGGCACAAUUGCCAGAAGACCCAUCGAUGCUCAAAAGGAAAACAACAAUCGAACUCGCAGGUCCAUAGACAACGACGUAUAUGAACCUAAUACCGUCGAUAGUAUCCUAAAAGAAAACCCAAGUAUCGGUCAUCUAAGCUUCAAAAAUGAUCCGUACAAUGAAUUAGAAGAUAGCGACACAAAGGAUAAAAUAGAAAGACUAAUUAAAGAAACAGAAGCUUUUCUAGAAGCUUAUGAACGUACCAAAGAUAACAUAGAACAUAAGAGAACUAAGCGGCGUGCACAACACAUUAAUCAUAACAAACAUAAACAUAGGAAUGAUGCUGUUACUAACAAUAACGAAUCUUCGUUGGAAUGCAAAAUAGAAAAAGACGGUCAAGUUAACUGUUCUCAGGUUAUUUACAAUGACUUGAAAGCUUGGCAUACAAAUAGACUGAGUUUAGAAGACCAAAUAAGACAAUUAAGGACAAAGUUAGAAGACUUAAAAGAAAUCAAGAGACAUUUGAAAACUGCAAAACCGGCAUUGGAUGCACAAACUGUGCCACCGCUAUAUAUAAAUAACCAUCUACAUAAUACAACUGUGACACAUGAUCACAACAGCACCAAGGAGCACAUCAGAAAAAGUAGAAUUCACAGACUGAAACCAAAACACAGAAAUAUCACACUGUUUGAUAAGAAAUUUAGACAAUCUAACGAAUAUGUCAUGCCCACAGUGAAUGCUAAUACCAAAGACGAUAUUUUCGGCGUACAACUUAAAAAUGAAACUACGACUGAAGUUAUAACACAAAGUAGUACCAACGUGAUGGUUGAAGAAAAUAUAACGCCUAUUCUCGAAGAAUUACCGAAACCAAUUGUGACCACUAUUAUUACAGAAGACAACUAUUACGAUAAAAACGGAGAGUUGGAUAAGAGCACUUUACAAAGCACUAUAACUACAGAGGAUGUAACCACAACAGAGUUUUCAAAGCAGUUUGAAGUGUCUAACGCAAAGCAGAUAACUGACGAAGUAUCUACUGAUCAGGUAUUACCGGUAGAUUUUUCUUUAGGCUUGAAUUAUUUUAAUUCGGCCAUUGAUAAAAUUCUAGCAACAGAACAAACCACAGAAAGAGUAAAGGCAGAAUCAUCGACUGCUAUUACGUCACAUAAACAUCAGACUUCUAAAACUUCAACUGUAACUUCAAACUUAGGACCAGCGAGACUUGAUGCAUCUGAGUUCGAGAAUCGGAACCCUAAUCGAGGAGCCACUAGUAACAUAGGAAUAUUUGGAAAACCGGUUGAUAUCUUCACGAGGAGGUUGCAUCCAUUGUAUAUUGAAAACGAGGACAAACAUGUAUGUUAUUGUGAAGAAAACAGGAAAACCAGAGGUCCAGGCCAUGGUUACAUUGAAGCUGCUCAAAAAGCAAGGGAAGAGCGCAGGAAACUCAAGGAGCAAAGACUACGCAAGAAAAUGAGGAAAGCUAAGAAAAAGGCGGAGUUAGAGCGGCUUUGUGAGUCCGAACGUAUGAACUGCUUCCGUCACGACAACGACCAUUGGCGCACAGCACCUUUAUGGACUGCGGGACCUUUUUGCUUCUGCAUGAGUGCUUCCAAUAACACCUAUAACUGCGUCAGAACCAUCAAUGCUACACAUAACUUAUUGUACUGCGAGUUUGUUACCGGACUGGUCACUUAUUACAACUUGAGGAUUGAUCCCUUUGAAACACAAAAUCGAGUCAAAUACCUGACAAAUGCAGAGAAAGAUUAUUUCCACAACCAAUUGCAGCAACUAUUGAGCUGCCGAGGUCCAUCCUGUCGACGAUUUUCGCAUUCAAAUCCUACUGGGAACAGCGAGGAAGUAGCAAGUCGACGUUAUGAAAGUGAACAUGUUUUCAGAGGAGAAUCUGUUGGCUAUAAUGAAAGGGCUUGGCGAUGGAAUGGGUACGGUCGUCGGUACGCGAGGGCGCGCGAGUUGCACCGGCGUCGACACAUGAUGGCAUUCUAGUCUACUCGAAUGUAAACUACUGGAUACGACAACAAAGCAGAUCCUGCUUUUAUUAGCGACAGCGAUUCAUCAAACGCGGCCAAGGGUCUCGAGAUCCGGAGACACUUGACUGAGGUUAAUUACUGAUAGUUUUCAAAUAGUUGACGACUCAUAGUAAUAUAAGUAAACUAUAAAGCAUCGAAUCUUGUAGGGCUUCCUAUGAUAAUCUUUUUACUCAGUGUAAGUUUAAUAUUGCUUGAAGUAAGAAACAGAUUCUGUGCCUGCUGUUUUUUUGUCUAUCGCCCACUUAACGAAGAAAAAAGAAUUUAAAUCACUGCCUAAACAUAAUUUUGUAUUUCAACAAAAUCAAUGUUUUACAGUUUUUGUCUCCUUCAAUGGAAGUGUCUGUUCUAUUUCUAAACCACAUUCAUUCCUGUAUUAUUUUUCUUCCCUUUUGACAUUCUGUAGAUGGUAUAUUUCUAGCUUUAACUGAACAAAUAUUUAUAUUAUAGCAUUGUAUAAAUUUGUAUGCAACCUUUGAAGAUUGUAAGCAUCGAAGUUUUUUUGUAGAUGUAUUAUGAAUGAUAUUACAAUUCAGAUGUCUGUAGUACACUAGCUAUCUAGUAGAGGUUAUAAAAGUGAUAUUACUGUUGCCAUUGUGAUGAUAUGUGUAUUGGUUUUAAUAAUAAAAAUGUUAAAAAGUA
Molecule: messenger RNA, 5309 nt
Organism: Pectinophora gossypiella (pink bollworm)
Lineage: Eukaryota; Metazoa; Arthropoda; Insecta; Lepidoptera; Gelechiidae
Gene: Sulf1
Product: extracellular sulfatase SULF-1 homolog
Exons: 17
Coding region: 433-4626 (1397 amino acids)
Molecular function (GO): glycosaminoglycan binding; N-acetylglucosamine-6-sulfatase activity
Source: RefSeq, a predicted model, not a curated record